Colletotrichum acutatum is the source of this 1215-nucleotide messenger RNA. RefSeq lists its product as uncharacterized. NCBI's taxonomy places the organism in Eukaryota, Fungi, Ascomycota, Sordariomycetes, Glomerellales, Glomerellaceae. The record is from RefSeq and is a predicted model, not a curated record. The annotation marks the transcript as partial. The transcript has a single exon.
UCGCUACUGGGUUACGUUGGGGGACAAGCUGCUACCAGCGCAAUCUUCGAGAGGUUUCUUUGGCCUCAGCGACAUUUCUCAUCGUUUUCCAUUUACGACAUGCCGCGACUAGCAUGUUUGUACUCUAUGGCAGGCCCUAUUGGGUCAAUAGCUCUCGAGGUUGUCGACACUGCAUAUAAGAAUGGACUCUUUAGCGGGGCUGUACAAGGCCAUAUGCUUGGAACACAUUUUUACCGCGACCUCGAAUGGACCUAUAUACUGCACGCCCGCGGAGGGGAAUCUGAGAGGGAAUCGCAAAUUCGAAACUGCCUUUGGGUCCAGGCCCUACUCAACAUGCCUCUUCCAACCAUCAAAGAGCCCACAAUCCGACAGCCAAAUGACACCGAGAGUGGCAAAGUCACUUCGGAAGAAAAGACAAAACCGGUGCGCGCAAGAGUCGCCGUUAGCCACUUAGUGCUCUCAAAAGCUACAGACGAAGACAUUGGUAACUCCAAGAUCUCUUUCAUUUCGGAAGAGAUUAAGCGUGUUGAUCUGCUCUGCUUGGUGGAGAUUAUUCUGACUGAAUGUGUUGGCAUCGGCAUCAUGAUCUGCGUAGCUGCAAUCACUGGCUCGCUGUGGAGCAUCAUCUUCAUUAUACCGCUCGUCCUUCGAAUUAUCGGCACCUUAUUCGCCCUUGAUCGUGAGGGUCUAAAUUUUUUUCCAAACACAAUCGACGAUGAACAGACACGGGACUGGGAGAUAAAUUGCCCAGCAAUCGAAGGAAAAUUCAUGUUAAUCACCGGUCCGCCCUCUAUCGUCAACCAGUUCUUUCGCCAUUACGGACAUCCUGUGCGAAAUCGAUUCCGCGAGGUCAUCCAGCUAGCAGUCGUCAUUGCCUUCGGGACUUAUUUCCCAGUGGGCCUCCUUUGUCAAGUUACCUGGAUGCCUGUUUUCGUACAGUACAUCUGGACAGUUUGGCAAGUCUGGCAAGUCUUGGUCAUGCAUUUUGAUCGAUAUACCCAAAGAGGGACCAGCCGCACGACCACAGAUGCCGCCAUCGCAGCGAAGCUGUUCAAGAACUUUCAGACCAGCGACUCUGAUAGAGUUUUCGGAAGCGCUAUCCUGUUUGGGCAGAGAAGAAAUGGACCUGCUGUUGUAAAAGCUAGUCUAUCAUUGACAGUGGCGGAUAGCUAUGCAGAUGGAAAGAAGUUCUUGAAAAGCAAGGUUCGAAAAUAA